GUACAUGGUAAAAGAGAUUUCGCAAUCCUCUCCUCUCCAUGUUCUAAACAAAAACACUCAGCGCUCACACACACACACGGAAUUUAACUCCAACUUUCUCCGCUAACUUUUUCUACUUUGACGGAUGAUUGACUCGCCCGCGGCUCCGUGAAGUGAACUUCCAGUCAUCCUCGAGGCUCCACUGAGACGAAGAACCUGAACUCAUCACGUUUCAUCUCAACCUGAGGCAACUCAGAGCUCAGCACCUGAAGGCAACACUUCCAAAUGAGCCGGCCGUCGCAGGCGAAACUAACCACAGCUGAUCACAACGGCGUGAGCGUCAUCCAGAGUCAGGCCCACGCCACGUCCUCCUCGUCUCUGCCGGCAGGCGUAGCCGGACUGCAGCAAGUCCCACAGCUCGUCCCCGCAAACCCCUCAGCCGGAGGCGGCAAGGCCCUCCCACCCAGCAAGAUGAAGAAGCCCCACGCAGACAAGGACAGCGAGGAGUAUCGCCAGCGCCGCGAACGCAACAACCUGGCGGUGAAGAAGAGCCGCAUGCGCAGCAAGCAGAAGGCGAUGGACACGCAGCAGCGCGUCAACGAGCUGAAGGAGGAGAACGAGCGGCUGGAGGCCAAGAUCAAACUGCUGAGCAAAGAGCUGAGCGUGCUCAAAGACCUCUUCCUGGAGCAUGCCCACAACCUGGCCGACAACGUCCAGCCGCCCACAGGCACUGAGGGCUCCAGCCCCGCCCCCAACAGCACUUCCACCAAUGGGCAGUGAGGGGCGGAGCCACAGGGACAUUUGGUUUCCUGAGCGUUGGCUCGCGGCAUCUUCUCUGUCACAUGGCCUCACUUCUUCUUCACGGCUUUUCUUUGGUUUCUUACUUAUUUUCUCAUAUUUAACCCCCCCCCCCAUAAACCAGCCACAGUUUGUGUCAGUUUGAUUCUGUCACCUGUGUGACCGAAGAUGAACCCUGAUCAACAGAACAGACGGAGGGAUUGUUAUUGAUUGACUGAUAAGGUUUAUUGAUUGGAGGACUGUGAGGAGAUUUGAGCUCCUACAAACUGAGACGACGUCAGUAAAGAUUCACAGAGAGUGAAUCAGAAACUGGACCAGCAGUCUGAACACCUUUCCUGUCGGCUCGUCGUUUAACUCGACGGCUGAAUGUGGGCGGGGUCACUGCACCGCCACCGCCACUGGACGAGAUGUAAAAUCUUCAAUUCCCUUUUUUAGGAUGUGUAUUUUCUUCUGUUAUUCUCUAAGGGUUUUGAACAAUGUGGAGUUAACAAAAGAGUUUUUAAGAUUGUAAGUACGUUCACUACAUGUUGAUGCUUCAAGGACACUUCUGUUAUUUUCCAGCCCAAGUCUCUCCAGAGGUUCAGCUGUCAUUCAUGAUUAUUUGAAGAGUCGAUGUCAGUGCUGAAAAAUACCUUAAUGAUGUCUCACUGCAGAGUCCAAACAGCAGACCUCUGAGACAGACCCGGGUCAGAAACACAGAAACAUCAGAACUGUCCGUUACAGAUUAUAUUGUGUUUGAGAUUUCCACACUUUAAUGUUCGUGUCCAACAGUCAGUCGAGUCUUCGCUCCUCCGGGGUCAUUCUGUCAUAUCUGUGGCUCAGGUGAACUCAGGUGAACUCACCUGUUGUAUAUCUUCUGAAAGACUUCUGUGUUUUAUCAUUUGGCAACGGAAGUCUUGACGAAGACCAGAAGAACAAAAUGUUUUUAAUGAUUAUGACACACGGGUUGUUCAGCCUUCAAAACAUUAUUUAAUAUAAAUGAAGUGAGUCAGCUGAGAGUCGGGACGUGCUGCAUCGUCCUCACCUGAAGCGUCGGGACGUGUCUGUGACAGACAUCCUGUCUGACUGCAGCCAGAUCGUCCUGCAGGUGAAACCAAGAAGCAGCCGGGGACGGGUGUAGGUGCUGCGCUCCAGUCGGCUGCUCCGUCAGUCAGCUGAUGGUGGAGAUGCUGCAGCAGAGUCGAUCUCGACAGUGACUGUGGGACAGAGCUUCAGACAACAAACCUCCGGUCGAUCCAUCGAUUGUCAAACAGGGCGAGCAACAACACUCAGAUGUUUUUAUUGGUGAUCAAAGUUACGUUCCUCCUCAGUCAGCUCACGGACGCGAGCAGCAGAUCUUCACGUCAGAGAAGCUGCAAACAGACAGAAAUGACUCAUUGAUUAAUUAUCUGUUCUCUGACAACCUGAUUAAUAAUUAUCAGCUCUACGUUCAUCCAGCUGGCCACAGAUAUGACACUCAGACUCAGGCUGGGUUUAAAAGUUAAUUAAGAGAUCUGUGGAGUGAUCUGUCAACCUCUGACCCCACCCAGCCCCCACCCGUCACCUCCACCUGGCCCAGACAGGUGUGUCUGGGAUCUGUGUGUGUGUGUGUGUGUGUGUGUGUGUGUGUGUGUGUGUGUGUGUGUGUGCUGGGCGGUCCCAGACACCUCAGGUGUAUCAGACACUUGAGGCGAGCUGCAGCUUGAAUUAAAGUGGGCCGGUCGUCAACCACCUGCUAAUGAGGUCGCAGCAGAUCGAGACAGGCCCCCACCAGCACGCCGCACACCGUGGAGGGGGGCGGGGCCACAGCAUGUUGUUGUCAGACUUCAUAAUUAUGUAAGCUUUGUGUGGGUGUUUUCCCAGGAUUGUGUCUGUCAGGAUUUUUGUCUGAGUCCUGCUGACCCGCUCAGCGCUCACCAAUGUUCCCACAACGUUCCCACAACGUUUUAAAUAUUUCAGCAAUUUUGUCAAAUGUUGUUCAGUUGUGUUUUUACACUUUUCUGAUGUUUUGGUUGAAUAUUCUUAAAAUAUCCUUUCAGUAUUCUAAAACAAAGGUUUAAAAUCAGAAUCAUUGAAAUCAGCUCAUUUGCUUUUUUUUUCACUCCGAAUGUAACGCUGUGGGAACUUUGUGAGAACGUUGCAGCUUGCUAGCGGCGCCGCAGCGAACACAGAAUUAAUUUUUUUCACUUUUCUAUCAUUGUUUUUUCUACACUUUAAUUCCACGCGCAGCAUGUUUGUAGAGAGCUCUUUGCAUGGAGAGAGGGCCGCGGGGUGCCAGCGAGGACGCACCGGUGGAUCGUGUUGUUCUGUCGUCUGUAAAUGAACCUGAUGUGUUGGGAUGGUUGUCAUGUUUUGCUUUGGUCUGAAUGUUGCUGGGCAGCAUUUCUCUGUCGUCACUCAGCUUUUUUAUAUCGGAGGAUUCUGGGCUAACGUGCAUUCUAAAUUAAAAUUGAAUAUAAAAGUUAAA
Molecule: messenger RNA, 3223 nt
Organism: Acanthopagrus latus (yellowfin seabream)
Lineage: Eukaryota; Metazoa; Chordata; Actinopteri; Spariformes; Sparidae
Gene: cebpg
Product: CCAAT enhancer binding protein gamma
Exons: 2
Coding region: 265-759 (164 amino acids)
Biological process (GO): regulation of transcription by RNA polymerase II; DNA-templated transcription
Molecular function (GO): DNA-binding transcription factor activity, RNA polymerase II-specific; RNA polymerase II cis-regulatory region sequence-specific DNA binding
Source: RefSeq, a predicted model, not a curated record